Astyanax mexicanus (Mexican tetra) is the source of this 5384-nucleotide messenger RNA. It is a transcript of the gene ubac1, whose product is annotated as UBA domain containing 1. Gene Ontology annotation, molecular function: protein binding. Lineage: Eukaryota; Metazoa; Chordata; Actinopteri; Characiformes; Acestrorhamphidae. The coding region runs from base 317 to 1600 and encodes 427 amino acids. The transcript has 10 exons. The record is from RefSeq and is a predicted model, not a curated record.
GCCGUCCUGCUCUUCCGUGUACAGUUGUCGCCUGCAACACAGGUGUCAACAAAAACAGGGUGAAUAUAUCCAGCUAUUUACUGAGAAUCCAUGCUCUACUGGAAUAUCUGUUAAACUCGGGUUAGAGGGGUGAACUCGAGACGAGCUAUGGGGCUGGAAAUGACGGAGCAACGUUAAUAACUGGAGCUUGUCCAGUUAGUUAACCUACAGUGGCUGGAUAAGGAGUCCUGGGGCAGCAGCCGGAGCUCAGAGUACACCAUCACCACCACCACAUUUCUGCACAUCUACACUGCAGGGCUUCGGCCUGAUCGCGGCGAUGUUCGUGCAGGAGGAGAAGAUAUUCGCAGGUAAAGUCCUGAAGAUCCACAUCUGCACCAUGGAGGGCGCCGAGUGGCUGGAGGAAGUGACCGAAGAUACCACCAUAGAGAAGCUGAAGGAGAAAUGUCUGAAGCAUUGUGCCCAUGGGAGUUUAGAGGAUCCUAAGACGCUUACACACCAUAAACUUAUUCAUGCAGCUACAGAGAGGGUUCUCACAGAAGCCAAAACGGUUGCAGAUGAAAACCUUAAAGAUAAAGAUUGCUUGUUAUUGGUAAAGAAGAGGCCACAGCCACCUCGCCCACCAAUGGCUGACAUUUCUGCUGAAGAGAAGAAGAAGCAGGAGGCCAAGGCUCCUGAUAAGGAUGCUAUUCUCAAAGCCACAGCAAAUCUGACCACUCGCCACUCUGACCGCACUGUCACUCAACACAACAUCCGAGACUUCCAGACAGAACUAAGGAAAAUUCUUGUUUCGCUGAUUGAGGUAGCACAGAAAAUUCUCGCUUUGAACCCUGAUGCUGUGGAGCUCUUCAAGAAGGCUAAUGCCAUGCUAGAUGAAGAUGAAGAGGAGCGGGUGGAUGAGACUGUCCUGCAGCAGCUGACUGAGAUGGGUUUCCCAGAGAGCCGGGCUAUCAAGGCACUGCGUUUAAACCACAUGUCUGUAACACAGGCUAUGGAGUGGCUGAUUGAACAUGUGGAUGACCCCACAGUGGAUAUGCCCCUGCCCGGCCAGGAAGCUCAAGGAGGAGGAGCUGGUGCAGCAGCAGCAACAGCAGCAGCAGCAGCAGCAGCCGCCUCUGCAUCUGUAGGCCCUCCUGCAUCUGCCCCAGGAGCUCUGUCACGCACUUCCUCCCAGGCCAACUCUGAGGAGGCCAAGCAGGACGAACUAACUGAGAUCUUUAAGAGGAUCCGCAGGAAAAGAGAGUUCAGGCCAGACUCACGGGCAGUGAUUGCACUGAUGGAGAUGGGCUUUGACGAGAAGGAAGUGAUUGAUGCACUUCGCGUCAACAACAACCAACAGGAUGCUGCUUGUGAGUGGUUGCUGGGCGACAGAAAGCCCUCCCCCGAGGAGCUGGACAAGGGUAUCGACACCAACAGCCCCCUCUUCCAGGCCAUUUUGGAAAACCCCGUGGUACAGUUGGGCCUCACAAACCCAAAAACACUCCUGGCCUUUGAGGACAUGCUCGAGAAUCCUUUGAACAGCACACAAUGGAUGAAUGACCCUGAGACGGGCCCCGUCAUGCUCCAAAUCUCCAGAAUCUUCCAGACACUCAACCGCACGUAGAGCACACCUCAUCACCAGAGCUGCUGCAAAGAGGACAAGGUUAUUCAUUUAUAAGGGAAGUGUGUGUGUGUCUGUAUGUGUGUGUGCGUGUGUGUUUGUGUGAAUGGUAAGGUUUAUGUUGAAGAAUCACAGGAAACAUUGAAUGUAACAGUAACAACAGGAUGAAAUUUUCAUUUUUGAAUAUUAAACAGAGACAGAUAUCUAUUUAUAACUCAACAGAAAAAACUAUGUAAACAGUAACUUUAAAAGAACUGCUAAAGCUAGCUCCAUUAUUAUUAUUUUUUACAUUUUAAUAGGAUCUGUUUUUAAUUAUAUUAAGUACAUAUAUUUUAUUUUAUAUACUUUGUCCUUAUGUAAAUGAACAUUGGGCAUCCAGAAAAAAAAACAUGUUUACACUUCAGGAAAGGCUUUUGUAUGUUCCAUCAUGUUCAAAUAUCAAUCUAACAGAGGUAUUCUCUUAGUAUCUUUAUUAGAAAAUGGUUACAUCUUAUUAAAUGAAUUUAAUGCUCCUGUAAGAGAUAACCUAUAUCAGCUUUAUGUUGCUUUAGAGAACAGAACCAUAUGUGUAAAACUACAUUUUAGUUUUCCUCUGCUGUAACACUUGUGCACCUACUUUUUUCUGUGGGAAAUGCAAGCAAGCAUUAUUUAUAAGUACUUCUUUUGAAGACCAUAACGUCUAGAGCUGGGCGAUAUGGAAAAAAUAUUGUAUAAUGAUAUUUUCACAUGAUUCUCAUGAUACACAAUAUUUAUCAAGGUUUUGACAUGCAGAAACAAUGCUUCAGCAGUGGCAGAUUUUUGAAAAUUGCCAUUGAAAUACUUUCUUAAGCAGCACAAGAGUUGAGUUCAGUUUUUGCUGCACAAGAAAAUGAAUCAAUUUAUCAUUUAAUUGCCCACCUCUAAUAACAACUACAGUGUCUGGUAUAAUCAAAAACACUAUACAAUCCUUUUAUGGGGGUGUGCCAUUAGAUUCAAUGCAUUGGCUAAUUUUUUCAAAUUUUUAAUGCUUUACUAUGUAAAUAAUAGGCAUUUGUGAGGCUGCCAUCUACAGCUUUUGGCGAUUUCUGGUGCUGUUGAUGUUAUCAUCAAGUCCCAAGUGUCAUGAGUUCUGUAGUAUGUCUGGAGUAGCAGACCUAUCCAUAUGUUUUCUCCUAGCAAACUCGUUCUUUCAUAGCAACUGUUGCUAAAUUGGUCAAGCUUUUGAGAACACUAGCAAAUCGCUCAUUAAACGCAAUAAAAAAUGUUAAACAACAAUGAUAGCUACACUAUGUUGCAUUUCCAGUUAAACAGGCUUUGGAUGAGAGGCAUUAAGGUCAUUGUAACUCGUUUAGAGGGUUUAAUCUGAUGCUCACUCUGCUCACUGCAAUAUAAUAGUUGCCAUGUAGUAGCACCAUUUCAUCCAUCUGGAAUUCCAAACCAACCACUCAUUUAAACUCAUUUUACCAUUGCAACUGCAUAGCAACAGCCUAGCAACUGCCUGGAUGUAGAAACUACUAAAGCUUGACUACUGUUCUAUAACCAUGAAUAUUCUGGCAAAAUCUGCACUGGCAUUUUUCUGCAUAUCAAACUGAAUUUCUAACAGAGUUUUAUAAACAUGAUCUAAGCUAGCAAUACUUGUUUUGAAAGAACAGAGUCGGAAGCAGACGAUAAGUUACACAGAAUCAUUAUCUGACUGAAUCAUGAACACUACUCCUUACUAUUCCAAAUACAACCAUAUUUUUCGCAAUAUAAGGCACACCUGAUCAAUAAACAUCUGUUUUCUGGUCUAUUUUCAUACAUAAGGACUGGAUUAUAAAGCACAUUUUAAGAGACACUAUAAGGAACUUCUCAUUUAGCAGGUCUUGCCGCUGGGUGGUGGUGGGGGAGUAGCUAACAGUAGUUUACAGUAAGCUUAGAUUGCCGAAUUACUCCAGCACAAGGCGAGAGCAUUAGCGGCUAGCGGCUAAAGGGGGUUAAUACUCCCCUUUGAAUGGGGAAACAGCAGUUAGCGGCUAAUGCUACUCCAGCCCCGGUUCUGGAGAACUAAACUAAAACUCCUGAAUAACACUGGAAUCUGGUGGAGUGACUUUACUGUUCCUUACAACCUGACUGGUACAAUUUAUACCUAAGGCACAGUGGAUUAAAAUGCGCAGUGCAGUUUUUUGGAAAAAUUAAAGAAUUUAGGUGCGCCUUAUAGUGCAAAACAUAUGGUAAUAAUAUUGCUAAUAUUUGUGGGCAGAACAUUGAUAAGUCAGUAUCCCUAUGGAGCUGAGUGAAGUGUGCAACAUAUGCAGUAGAAGAAUGCUUAGAAGUAUGUUUUGGUGUUUGACUAGAAGAAAAUGUGUCACUUGUGUUUGAAUUAUGCACCUCAUUCUAAACCGAGUGGACUGAUAGAACUGCAGUAACACUACUUGUUCAGGAAAACAAAUUAACAGAAGGUUCCACAAAACUAAUUUUCCUCAAGCUCAGCUUUUUAGUCUUGGUGUCACUGUUUCAGUCUUCAGAGCCAAUGGCAAAGAUCACCAUUUUACUUUUACACAGUUAUGACUGAUUUUUUUUAUUUAUUGUUUGCAUAAUUGGUUCUACUACAGUCCAUUUUCUGUUUCUUGGUGCAGGUACUAAACUGGUCUGUUUUGAAUGACAAGUGUAACGUUGCUGUCAGGCAUAAACCUGUAUUUCAAUGUUUGCUGGUUUCACUUUUUGGCGAAGGUUUAAUCUGACAGUUCUGUGUAAAAAAAUCAUAAUGAAUGGACCAAUAGAAAUGCUCAAAAACUCAACUUGGAUUUGCAAAAAAUGUUUUACAUUGACUUCAAUUAAAAGCUUGGAAAGUUUUUUUUUUCUUCUGCUGAAAAAUGAUGUUGAAUUUGGAGAUAGAGAGUUUUUACAGAUCCUCUAAAGGGACGUGAUGUAUAUUUUUCUGGUUAAAAAAGGACAUGGUGUAAUUUUAUUUAAGUAAAAAAAAGAGCACAAGAUAAGUGGUUAGCCCUAGGUACUAUGUAAUAUGCACCAGAUACUUUGUGGUGAGCACCAUCUACUUUGGUGAGCAGUAAAUUAUAUGUGGUGAGCACCAGAUACUUUGUGGUGAGCACCAAAUUCUAUGUGGUGAGCACCAAAUUUUAUGUGGUGAGCUCCAGAUACUAGGUGCUGAGCACCAGAUACUAGGUGCUAAGCACCAGAUACUAGGUGGUAAGCACCAAAUACUAUGUGAGCACCAAAUACCACUUAGUAUCUAGUGCUAACCACAUAAUAUCUGUUUCUCACUCUUAGUUCUUAACUUUUUUUCCUUUAACUUAAAUGAAAUGAUACCAUGUCAUUUCUAUCUGAAAAAAUAUAGGUUUUUGCAUGACAGCGAUAAUAAAUUAAUCUAUUCUACAAGUGUCAUUAAUAAUAUACAUUACAUGUAUUAUUUAAUUUCUGUUCACAACAAAUCCAUCAAUAGAUAUUAUGAAUGAACUCUACACUUUGUGUUCAGUCUGGUUCUAAUGCUAUGCAAUGCAAAGUCCAUUAUCUGGAAUACUACUGGGCACUAGUCAGCAGAAUAUACCUUAUUGUGAUGGUAAAGUACGAUCUAAUAAUAAUAAUUUGCAAUCUUUUUCAAAUCCAAUCCACCUGGAUUUGUGGGAGUAAAGUAAGAUCAAUCUGAAAUGAUGGAUUUUUUUUUUUUUUUUUUUUUUGCAGAGUUUCUCUUUUAUCAGAACUCUUAUUUAGGGACUCUUCUACCAAAGUAAUCAUGCUUUUUCUUCUUGCAUUUUGUUGUGAUGUAUAGGUGUGUUUAAAAAAACAAAAAUAGAAAAAAAUCCCAACAACA